Molecule: messenger RNA, 5679 nt
Organism: Camponotus floridanus (Florida carpenter ant)
Lineage: Eukaryota; Metazoa; Arthropoda; Insecta; Hymenoptera; Formicidae
Gene: Hcf
Product: host cell factor
Exons: 9
Coding region: 647-5431 (1594 amino acids)
Biological process (GO): regulation of DNA-templated transcription; chromatin remodeling
Cellular component (GO): histone methyltransferase complex
Molecular function (GO): protein binding; transcription coactivator activity
Source: RefSeq, a predicted model, not a curated record
UGGCAAUGCGCCCGUCCUGUUACCGCUUGUUGCCGACGCGAGAGUUGUGUGCAAUGGUGGACGAGGUUCUCGAAGGCCGCUCGUGCGCCUUCCCGUCAAUUUCCCGAGCAAUCCGUCUGUUUCUCCGACAAGCACGACGCUCAUCACUCGUCGCGUCUCGCUCGAUCUUGCCGUAACCACACAAACCUCCACUAGCCCGCCCUUCGCUUUUUCAACCAAACUUCGCCAUCGGGCGGCAGAGGGGGAGGAGCUUUCGCGUACACCCGGAAUCGCCGCCGAUUAAUCUCGAAUCUUCGAGUGAGCGAGAGAGAGGGAACGAUGUGAGAGGAUCGCAAGACGACGAGGACACCAACGACGUGAAGCUGCCGCUCUAGAAUCCGCGCGACCGGUGCCCGUAAACACACCGCGCACGUAAAUACAGUGACACACACACACACGUAUACACGCGCGGCGUCGCGCGCAGAGCCUCCAAGUUCGGUGCGCGCGUUCUGUGAUAGAGGAGGACACCCGGUCUACAUAAUCCACCGUGUAUCGCGCCACUCUCGGAAUAACUCGACGGUGGCGGUGGCUCCCAAAUAGCAAUAGCAGCGAUAGUAGCAGUGGUACGUUCGCGCGGCAUGAAAAAAUGAUGUGAUCGACGGUCAUCAUGGCGGCACCCAUGCUAAAGUGGAAGCGGAUCGCGAAUCCUACCGGGCCCCAGCCGAGGCCGAGGCAUGGCCACCGGGCGGUCGCCAUCAAGGACCUCAUGGUGGUCUUCGGCGGCGGUAACGAGGGCAUCGUCGACGAGCUACACGUAUACAACACGGCCACAAACCAAUGGUUCGUGCCAUCCACAAAGGGAGAUAUCCCGCCAGGUUGCGCGGCAUACGGAUUUGUCGUCGACGGCACACGUAUCCUGGUCUUUGGCGGAAUGGUGGAAUAUGGCAAGUACUCCAACGAGCUGUACGAGCUCCAAGCGAGCCGAUGGGAAUGGAAACGCUUGAAGCCGAAGCCGCCUAAACACGAGCCACCUCCGUGUCCGCGAUUGGGACACAGUUUCACUCUUAUCGGCAACAGGGUCUUCCUCUUUGGAGGUCUCGCGAACGACAGCGAUGACCCGAAGAACAAUAUACCGAGAUAUCUGAACGAUCUGUAUACUCUCGAGCUUCUUCCCAAUGGCCAAACAGCCUGGGAUGUGCCGCAGACGCAUGGACAUGCGCCACCCCCCAGAGAAUCUCACACUGGAGUCGCCUACACCGAUCGUACGACGGGUAAAUCCUGUCUGGUGAUUUACGGUGGUAUGAGCGGUUGUCGUUUGGGUGAUUUGUGGUUCCUCGAUGUCGAUUCGAUGACUUGGAACAAACCAAUGGUCCAUGGACCCACCCCUCUACCACGAUCACUACAUACUGCCACUUUGAUCGGUCAUCGCAUGUACGUAUUCGGGGGAUGGGUGCCAUUGGUCGUCGAUGAUGUUAAAGUCGCGACGCAUGAGAAAGAGUGGAAAUGCACAAGUACACUAGCAUGCUUGAAUCUAGAAACUCUAACUUGGGAGCAAUUGACUGUCGAUUCUCUGGAGGAAAAUGUUCCACGUGCUCGCGCCGGUCACUGUGCAGUUGGUGUGCACAGCAGACUCUACGUUUGGUCUGGUAGAGACGGCUAUCGUAAAGCUUGGAACAACCAGGUCAGGGUUUGCUGCAAGGAUCUAUGGUAUCUCGAGGUCAGUAAACCGACGCCGCCUUCCAGAGUCCAGCUGGUCAGGGCUUCCACGCAAACGUUGGAAGUCAGCUGGACCGCGAGCCCGUCCGCGCAAUAUUAUAUCCUCCAGAUACAGAAGUACGACAUGCCACCAGCGGCGACUGGCGCUUUCCCGCCAGUAAGCGCACCAGCCCCUACCACACCCAUCGUCAGCACCACCCCCGCGGCAGCGGUAACGACUCCCGUGAUGGCGACAACCCCCGCGACCGUCCCCGUCACAUCUCCGCCCGUGACCACGGUCGCUGCUCUUCCUCCGACUAUCCCGUCUCCUGCCGCUGCCGCCAGAUCGACUGUCACAGCGACGGUGACGAGUCCGUUGCGAGUCCAGUCGACCGCGCAGAGUCCCGUAAAGGUUGUAUCGCCGCAAGUGGUGCCAAAACCGACGAGUCCCAUGACUCCGAGAGUCGUGACCGGCAAUGUCAUACGCAUCCGUUCUCCCCUGGUUACUUCCACGGUCGCGGCAGCGAUACCGACGGCAGUAGCAGUGGCUACCACCGAGCAACAACAGCAAACCACCGCGACCGCGACUACAACUGUGGCGUCAGGCCAGACACCCGCCGCCGCGAUGUCCGGCAUCGCCGCUCUGGCUGCCGCGGCGGCCGCCACUCCAAAAAUUACCAUGAACAAUGUCCCCAUUCUGCCGCAGGCUGGAGCCGCGACCGCGACCAAUACCAUUAGGAUGAAGAAUGUUCAGCCGGGUCAGCAGAUUCGCUUCGCUGCGCCCGGUGCUACGGUGCUGCGCGCCACUUCGCCGCAGCAAAGCAAACAGAUCAUAUUGCAAAAACCCGGUCAGAACAUAUCUGGUCAGCAGAUUGUGCAUCUCCUCAAGACCGGACAGGGCAUGGUGACCACAGUGCCCAAGGUGAGCCUCAUUCCCGGCAAAACUGUCCAAGCGGCCGGCGCAAAGCCUCUCAAUCAGGGAGCGACAAUAUUGCGACUGGUGAGUCCAAAUACGGUGGCAGGAUCAAAGAUACUCACGACCAUGAAAACGUCAAAUAUAGUAGCGAUGAGCAAGGGACAGAAUAUCACGGGCAAGCAGACUAUAAUGAUUACUAAACCAGGUGGUAAUGGCGGACUGGUUGGCAGACCCAAUCAAAUCAUUGUCGUUACUACAGGCUCAGGUCUUAGAGCUGUGCAAGCUGUGACGACCUCGCAGGCUAGUACGGGACAAGGGGGUAACAUUACUACUCCUGUCAACGUCCUACCAUUAUCGGCUACUAAUCAUGUCACGAAUCAACAAGGCGUCAAAAUGAUUGUUGUUUCUUCUGGUGCGAUGGGCGGUGGAACUGCCGGCAAGCCUAUCACUAUCACAGUCCCGGGACAGGGCGGUGUACCAAAGACAGUGACUAUCGCUACGAAAGGCAGUUCGCAAGCCAUCUUCAAUCCUGGCAAAAGUCAAAUCGUUGCCGUGCCACAAAUGCAAAAAACUCCCGAAGCAGUGACGAUGUCUGGGAAACCGGUAACUUUGCAAAUGUCGGGAGGCAUAGGUGCAAAGACAGUGACGCUUAUGCCAACAAGCAGUUCUAUAGUGACUACUUCGAGUGCAUCAGAUUCAAUAGAUGCUGGUAAAAUGCUUUUUGUUUCUUCACAGAAACAACCUUCAGCUUCCUUAGCAUCAACAUCUGAUGGCCCAGCUACUACUGAUGCUGCGUUAGCCGCAUUAGCAGCAGAGGCAGGUCUGAUAGAUCCGGUUCAGGAACCAUCUGGUGGCCUGUCGUUUAUGGUAGCUGCAGAUGAUGGUGCUGCUGGUGACGACAAAAUGGAAGACAGCUGUAAUGGUAAUGAAACGACUACAGCGGCUGCUCUAGUUUCACAGAUGAGUGCGGGUGAACCGAUGCAAGUCGACGGCGAUGGAAAUUUUAUACUUCCUCAAGUUGACGGGCCGAUUGAUGCUCUUUUAUCGGAAGACGAGGAGAAGAUGGAUCUAGACGAAGAGUCUGCUCCUUCAGAAAGCGCUACCGAAUCGGCUAAUGUUGAUGAGCCGGCAGCAGUUGCAGAACAGGGUGUUAAUGUUCAGGCUGAAAAUGUUCAAACGGAAGAAUCUACAAUAAAGGAGGAAGCCGCCACGCCUGAAGCGGUAACGACUGAGUCGAUUACUCCUGCUGUUACCGGCGAAAUUUCCGAGGAAGCCGCUGAUAAUCCAUCAGCCGAUGACGAAAUACCUAUCGAAACAAGCGCCGAUGAUGCGGAGCAACCGAAUGAAAAAGAGGUGGAUAUUAAACCAUUAAUUGAUGAAACGAAACCGAUGAAACCUGAUUUACCUUUGGUAGAAUCACCUGCGGAAGCGUCAUCGGAACAGACAACUUUGACAGACGUCGUAAAUCCGACAGCAACGAAAACCGAUGAAACCCAACAGGAUGAGAGCAACCAAGCGAAAGAUAUAAAGCUCGAACCGUAUUCUGCCGAAGACGAAAAGUCAUUGGCGACUGAGAAUCUAUUUGUUGAAGAUACGGAUACGGCACAUCUUUCCAAAGAUGAAACUCAGGAAACUGAGAAAGUGAAAGAUGAAAAUGCAGAAGCAGAGAUCAAUCUUCCGGCUGAAAAUUCUCUCGCAAAAUCGGAAGACACCAGUGAGCCAAUGGCCACUGAUGAUGGCACGUUGACUGCGACAGAUGCAGUUAAUGUAACACCACCGGUGACGACUCCGGUCGUAACGCCGAGUGUGCAGAUGAAACUGGAACCAACCGACGAACCUACAGAACACGACAAGUCGCCCGAUGUACCAAUAUCAUCGAUCAACGGUGUCGCCUUGCCUCUCGAGAAGGAAAUGGAAGACGCAAAAGUACACAUGCCUGUGAAAAUGGAAGUGAAAGACGAACUAACGUCCUCGAAGAAAGAAAAUUUGAAGCAGGAGAAGCUCAAUGAUGCUAGAUCGGAAACCGGGGAUGAUUCGACGGCAUUGACGACAUUGGCUACCGCUGCUUUGGGAUCGGCUGAGUCACCGAUAAAAGUUAAAAACGAACAGAGCGAAGAGGAGAAGAAAGAGGCAGAAUGGUACGAUGUAGGAGUAAUAAAGGGAACCAGCUUUACAGUCCAACAUUAUUAUCUUCCUGGCGACGAGCCGCUAGAUAUUACACAAUCCUUGACGAUGGAUAUCUUUAAAGGAAGGACCAAAGUAGCAUUGGAGCCUGGAACUGCCUAUAAAUUCAGAGUCGCCGCUGUGAAUACUUGCGGACAAAGUGCCUGGAGCGAGGUAGCAGCAUUCAAAACGUGUCUUCCGGGCUUCCCGGGUGCACCGAGCGCUAUAAAAAUAUCCAAGUCCGCAGACGGCGCACAAAUCUCUUGGGAACCGCCACCGAGCAACGUUGGUCCCAUCCUCGAAUAUUCCGUCUAUCUGGCAGUGCGGAGUACCGCGUUGAACAAUGACGGGGAACCAAAAACAGUUGUGUCGAAUCCAAAUCAGUUAGCCUUUAUUAGAGUUUAUUGCGGUUCGAAUAAUGCUUGUUCGGUGAACAAUAGUGCCCUUAAUGCCGCUCACGUGGACACGACUACGAAACCGGCCAUAAUCUUUAGAAUAGCAGCACGAAACGACAAGGGAUAUGGACCAGCCACUCAAGUCAGGUGGUUGCAAGCAGAUCCAACUACCGCUGUGAAAAGUAAUCCCCAAGCGAAAAGACCUGGUACGGAUCUACGCUCGCAGGUGACUUCUCCACAGAAGAAGAUGAAGAUGGAAACAGCUGGUGAUAAUUUCUCGUGAGCCCAUUCUCUCCCCGGCCUCGUACAGCCGUGACUCCCACGCGAGCGAUGUUACACACAUUAUUUAAUUUACACACGCCUAACAACGAUAACGAAAUCCAAUGUAUUAUCGAGUAUGAACAACGUGAUGUAUAAGAAAAACGAGAGAUGAGUGCUCGAUAAAGACAAAAAGGUGUGUGUGUCUAUAGUUAUAGAUUUAAUCUAGAUUUAAUCUGUAAGAUUACAUAUAAAAAAGUAUUUUUAAUGUUC